Messenger RNA from Sphenostylis stenocarpa, 2106 nucleotides. The record is from the annotation of a GenBank genome assembly. NCBI's taxonomy places the organism in Eukaryota, Viridiplantae, Streptophyta, Magnoliopsida, Fabales, Fabaceae.
AUGUUCCACACACUCCCCAAUCUCCGAGAACUUUACAUUGCUGCCAAUCAAAUCUCUGGCCCAAUCCCACCUUCCAUCACCAAUGCAUCUACAUUCUUUUUAGCACUUGAGGCCAGUCGAAACAGUCUCACGGGACAAAUUCCAAGCAUGGGGAAAGUAUCAGGAAAAAUUCCUGCAACAAUAGGAAAUUUAAUUGGCUUAACCCUCUUAACGAUGGAAAAAAACGGCAUUGGUGGAAAUAUCCCAACAACUUUUGGGAAGUUUCAAAAGAUGCAAAAGUUAAAUUUGGGUGCGAACAAGCUGUCAGGAGAGACUAGUGCCUACAUAGGCAACCUUACUCAAUUGUAUCAUUUGGAAUUAGAAGAAAAUUUGUUAGACGGGAAUAUUCCUCCAAGCAUAGGAAACUGCCAGAACUUACAGUACUUAGACAUGUCACAUAACAAACUGACAGGAACCAUACCCUUGGACCUUUUCAAGCUUUCCUCUCUAACAAAAUUGUUGAAUUUGUCACUGAACUCAUUGAGUGGUAGCAUACCCGAAGAAGUAGGCCACCUAAGAAAUCUUGGUUGGCUAGAUAUGUCUGAGAAUCACUUGUCUGGUGGAAUUCCUCAAACUAUCGGAGAUUGCAUAGUGUUGGAAAACCUCUAUUUGCAAGGGAAUUCAUUACGAGGAAGCAUACCAUCCUCUUUGGCAAAACUCAAAGGGCUUCAACGAUUAGACCUGUCACGAAAUCGCCUGUCUGGUUCAAUUCCUAAUGUUCUACCAGACAUUUCUUUCUUAAAAUAUUUCAAUGUUUCUUUUAACACUUUAGAGGGUGAAGUACCAAUCAAAGGUGUCUUUGGAAAAGCAAGUGAGAUACUGGUUAUGGGAAACAAUAAACUUUGUGGGGGAAUUUCAGAACUGCAUCUACCAUCGUGCCCCGUCAAAGGUUAUAAACUUGCAAAGCACCACAAGAUCAGGUUGAUAGCAGGGAUCGUUAGUGCGAUUGCUUUUCUUCUCAUAUUGUCAAUUAUUCUAACUAUUUACUGGAGAAGGAAAAGGAGUAAGAAAGUACCUUCGGAUUCACCAACCAUUGAUCAGUUGGCCACAAUUUCAUAUCAAAGCCUACACAAUGGAACUGAUGGGUUCUUAGCCACAAACUUGAUAGGGUCUGGACAUUUUAGCUCUGUAUACAAAGGAACUCUUAAGGAGUUCGAAGACAAAGUUGUUGCCAUAAAGGUCCUAGAUCUUCAGAAAAAGGGAGCUCACAAGAGUUUCAUUUCCGAAUGCAACGCACUAAGAAACAUUAAACAUAGAAAUCUGAUUCAGAUUUUGACAUGUUGUUCCAGUAUAGAUUACAAAGGUCAAGAAUUCAAAGCUCUAAUUUUUGAGUACAUGACAAAUGGAAGCUUAGAGCAAUGGCUGCAUCCUCAGACACAAAGUGCAGAGCAUCCGAGAAAAUUGAGUCUUGAUCAAAGAUUAAACAUCAUGGUCGAUGUCGCCUCUGCAUUACAUUAUCUUCAUCAUGAAUGCCAGCAACCAAUAAUUCAUCGUGAUUUAAAGCCAAGUAAUGUCCUUCUGGACAAUGAGAUGGUUGCCCGUGUGAGUGAUUUUGGCAUAGCAAAACUUCUUUCAACCAUCAAUGGUACCACUUCUAAGCAAACAAGUACAGUUGGAAUAAAGGGGACUCUUGGCUAUGUUCCUCCAGAGUAUGGAGUGGGUCUUGAAGUAUCAACUUCCGGCGACAUGUACAGCUUUGGGAUUCUUAUGUUGGAAAUGCUUACAGGAAGAAGUCCCACAGAUGAAAUGUUUGAAGAUGGUCAAAAUCUUCGUAACUUCAUUAUAACUUCAUUUCCUGAUAAUCUUCUGCAGAUUUUGGAUCCACGACUUAUUCCAACAUAUGAAGCACCACCGUUGAAAGGAAACAAUUGGAAUCUUGAUCCAAAUGUUGAGAUGUGCUUACUUUCCCUUUUUAGAAUUGGACUUUCUUGUUCUUCGGAAUCACCAAAAGAUAGAUUGGAUAUUGCUGAUGUCACUCGGGAGCUUAACAGAAUCAGUGAGACCUUUCUCAUUGGUAUGAAUACUUCGGAAGAGUUAAAUCUGAAAUCAAAUGCUGUAGUCAUUUAG